Messenger RNA from Mastomys coucha (southern multimammate mouse), 2207 nucleotides. It is a transcript of the gene CUNH19orf12, whose product is annotated as chromosome unknown C19orf12 homolog. The coding region runs from base 107 to 532 and encodes 141 amino acids. The transcript is spliced from 3 exons. The record is from RefSeq and is a predicted model, not a curated record. Lineage: Eukaryota; Metazoa; Chordata; Mammalia; Rodentia; Muridae.
GGCGGAGCCAGGGUUGCGGUAGCCUGUGAACGCCUCUCUGGAGUUGGCAGAGCGGAGCCGGCCUCAGAGCCCAAGCGGUCCCACACUCCAACUCGGGUCUGCUGAGAUGCCCAUCAUGGUAGAUGACAUCAUGCAGCUUCUAUGCUCCAUUUCCCAGGAGAGGAGGAUGAAGGCAGCCGUCAAGCACUCCGGGAGGGGUGCUGUGGUUGUGGGGGCAAUGGCCUUUGUCGGUGGCUUGGUUGGUGGCCCACCAGGAUUAGCUGUUGGGGGGACCGUCGGGAGCCUGUUAGGUGCCUGGAUGACGAGUGGACAGUUCAAGCCUGUUCCUCAGAUCUUAAUGGAGCUGCCCCCUGCCGAACAGCAGAAACUGGUUAACGAAGCCACCGCCAUCAUCAGGAACUUGGACUGGACAGACGCUGUGCAGCUGACCGCUCUGGUCAUGAGCAACCAGGCCAUGCAGCAGAAGCUCUUGGCCAUGCUAACAACCUAUGUCACCAAAGAGCUGCAGGCUGAGAUCCGCUAUGAUGACUAGGUCACUCCCCCUGGCGAAUGGGGCUUUCAUUGUAGACAAGUCUAUGGAUCUCCGAAGGUGACCAGGGAAUGGGGGAGGCCUGACAGGUACUUCUGGGAAACUUGUAUAUGACCAGCGUUGAUUGUAAGCUGCCGUGCUAGUACAUCCUGUUGGACUGUCCUGCUGGAGAGGCCUCGGCCAUGCAUCUUGGGCUGUGCGUGCUAUGGAAAGGUACAGGCAUGCCUGCUGUAGGCAUUCACACACAGCUUGGCAUCCUCCCGAUCACAUGGGUCUAAAAGACGUUCUCAUGUUGUCGGCUGGACGACUGUACCGGAUGCUCCUCUUCCUGUGAAAAGCGUACCUCCAGGUACCUGUCACAGGACUGGAUCCCCUUAGGCUUGGGGUCUUGGGGUUCAGAGCCAGCUCCUGUCAGGAUUGUGCUUAUCUGCUGAGUGGUUCCCCUCCUAGGCCAGGGACUCUCCAGUGGUCUCAUGAUGAUAGUGGUCCCUCCUUUGGGGGAAGCCACAGAUGCCAGGUAGUCUCUAUGCUCUGCUACGGGCUAUACCCUAGGCUCUUGGGUAACACUAGUUAAACUUCUAGGAUCUUCUGCCUCCUUGAGAAAAAUCAUGGCACUUCUUUAUCUUUUAUUUUUCGUGUCAAUUCUGGACUCUUUGUUCUCUACACUUUUGUAGCCUAAAUUAAUUGAGCUUCAUUUUCUUUUUCUUCUUACUAUGUUUCCCGGGCUAGCCUUGAAGUCCUGGGCUCAAGGGAUCUUGCUACAUAGCUAGGACUGUAGGCUUGUACCACCAUACCUAGCUUUACCUCAAAGACUGUUCUCCGCUCCACUUUUCCUAAGUCCUCCCAUGUUCUCCUCUCUGCUGGCUGCAAUCUACCAUUAAUUUGUGUGAAAAGACCAAAUUACCAAUGAAUCGAGUUCAAAGAUCGUAACAUAGUUGGGUGUUGUGAUACAUACCCAUACCCACAGUCCCAGACAAUUGAAAAGCCGAAGGGGGAACCUCACUGGGCCCAGGUAUUCAAGGCCAACGGGACAUUGCGGAAGCCGAAGAUAGGGGAGACACAACACACUUUCUUAGUUGGCUUUUAUUUGCAGUUACAGAAUCAAGAGGCAGCGAGUGUUCUGAUGAGAUGGAAAGAGAGGGUAGACAGGGGAGACCAAGGGAAACAAGAGCACUAGGUCAGCCUCCCAUGACACUGGCUGUUUAUGGAUCGGGCUAGGCUGUCCUCCAUUUCCCUAAGUGACAGUGGCUCAAAUCUGACAAGUAGCUUGCUUGUUUGUUUGUUUGUUUUCCUUGUGGUGUUGUGGAUGGGAUCCAGGGCCCUGAAUAAGCUAAGUGCCACCACUGAGCCCUGCUCCACGUCUUCCUCUCUGGGUAGAUCCUAGGCAGGUUCUCUGAGUAACCUGGGAAUGUGCUGCUUACAGCAGAGCCUGGUCCCAGCCCUUGAGUGACUCAGCUUUGGUCUAGUCAGUUGGUGGACUAGUGCUGGAGCUCAACCAGUAACAUUGGAUGCAUUGAUUAAGUAUUUGAUACUUCCUUCUUAUCCCCUGUUGGAGAUACUCACUCAUGGAGGGCAGGAACUGUAUGUCUUGGUCACCUCUCCUAUCUUCAGCUUGCUCCUGCCUAGCACCAUGGCUUUUAUGUGGUAGACACUCAAUAAAUCUAUAUUUUUAAAGCUA